Salvelinus sp. IW2-2015 is the source of this 4365-nucleotide messenger RNA. Its product is annotated as nucleotidyltransferase MB21D2. The record is from RefSeq and is a predicted model, not a curated record. Lineage: Eukaryota; Metazoa; Chordata; Actinopteri; Salmoniformes; Salmonidae.
GCACAAUACUUUUAGACUUUUACUCAAGUAGUAUUUUACUGGGUGACUAACAUUUUCUUGAGUCACUUUAUAAUAAGGUAUCUAUACUUUUACUCAAGUAUGACAAUUGGGUUUGUGGGCCACGCACCCAUUGGAUAUAAAACACUAGAACCAUUACAAUUAUACAAAUGGGGGUAAUGCUAAUUUUCCAGCAAGGUUUCCAUGAUUCAGUUUAGCACAGUUGGCAAACAACAGCUGGUAGAGUGCACCAAAGCGGUUUAGGGUCUCAUGUACUCCGUCAACAUGCUGGGACUAUUCCGUUUGAGACUCGGGACUCAGACUCAGGGGGCUUCUUGCGGGCCGAGCUCUUCCAGAGUCCAGCAUAAUCAUAUUACUCUAGGCUGAGGCUAAUGGUACUCGGGUCGAGUCCACUUCAGCUUAUCUGGCACAAUUCACUUCUUCAGGAGUAGGGACAUUUUAGAUUUUUAUCCUGCAGGUGAUGAAACACCAAUAAAUAAAUACAUUUUUAUUUCACCUCCAUCGAAUUUGCUAGGUCAUUAGCAAGCAACAUUUUGUGACAGUCUGUGGCCCAAUCAGAGAUGGUCCCUAAUUUAUAGGAUGCUUUAAAUGCUUUUGAAUUUACCACAGGCUAUGGCAAUGCUUUUUGUAGUUGCAGUCCAACGAAUUGAAAAGUGCACAUUCACCUCCAUAACAUUUGUUCUCGGCUACCAGCAUGUAAGACAAGCAUGCACAAUAAUACAGGAUAUCCUUACAAAAAUGCACUGCUGUUAAAAUGCAGUGAAACUGCAGUACAAUUAAAUCAUGUUUUUUAAAUGAAGAAUAUCCGGUGGCUUGCUGUGUGUCUUCUAAUGGUAACCGUUUGUUUAUUUUGCUGUGCAUUUUCUUCUGUUCCACCGAAUGCAAUUUCGAUUUUCUUAACUAAAUUUGUUUUCAGAAUUUAACAAAAUACACGUAGGCCUAUAUAUUUUAUUUAAAUAUCCUAAUACAAUCCACCAAUAUUUACAAACCCCUAUUUUUAAUCCAUUUAUUUCCAUCAAUAAUUUGUAAAAAAAUAUUGUACCUGAAUUUGACCCUGAAAAUAAUUUAUGUUUUCCUUUAAAGCUUUUGAGCAAUUCAAAUUACUGCACAUAUUAUUUUAAUUUCAGUAAGUGCAUUUUAAUUUCAGUAGCUAAAUGAAGAGGUAGGCAUAUCUGGUCCAACUAAAAUUUGGAUUGGAAUCUGUGCCUCGGUCGCAGCAAUAUAUGUCUGUGUGCUUCGCAGGCAGCCUGCUUGCUCAAGCGCAUUGCUCAAGCGUCAACACAGCUGGAAAACAAAUACUGUUUCUCGAAAUGUAUACAAAAAACUGUUUUACUUUUGUAAGUAGAGCGGCGGUUAGUUGGGGAGAAUAAUGUCAAGGAAAGUUUUUCUAGCAAGCUAACGUUAGCUCUCUAGCUAAUCCCCCAUGGACGUGCAGUCCUUGGCCACCCACUUAGUUACCAGUGACCUAUUCUGCCACGUCCCAGGAAAAGAAGAGAACAGAACCACCCCUUAAAUCCAUAGUCAUUGACAGUCUCGCCUGAUCUAAGUUUGCGAAAACCUUGUGUCCUGAUUCCACACAGACCUCCCUUGACUGCCAAGCUGUCCUCAAUUGUGGGAUCUUCUGUCUGGGACAAUGUCCUCAGGAUUAUGAAGCAGUGUGUUUUAUACAAAGUUGUUUGCAUAUUACAACAUGUAUUCGAUUAAGCAAAACUUCACCAUUUAGAGAUGAGUUCAAAAAAACAACUACUGUCUACUUUUGGUAUCGUCUUUCUUAGUGUUUCGGAUUGAUGACCAAUUAAUUAAUGUCCCACUUCAAUAUGAAGGGACAGAGAAGCAAACAUGCCUUUGCUGUCACUUGUUUGUUCUCCAUUGUACUUGGUAAGUAAUUGUGAGCAUUUGAGACAUUUGACAAUGAUAAAUUUUUAGUAGAUUCUGACUGUUAAAUAUAUUUUACUGUGUUCCUGUUCUGUUGUGUCCUGCAUGUCCACGUUAUACCAAUCUUGAUUUAUUUUCUUCUCUUUUUAUGCUUACAGCAAGUGUCAUGAAAAGCCUGAAAACUCAGGAAGUUGAUGUGUUACGGGCCCUAGGGACAGUCCUAAAAUGUGUCCCGGACUGCCGUGGUGGAGAACGACGCAAAAUCUGACCCAUCACACUAGUCAUCAAGAGGACCACUACGCUCCAGAUCGCCUUCUCUGCUCUAAGGUAUGGUGCAGAAACUGGACCAGAAGCUCCCUGUGGCCAACGAGUACCUACUACUGUCAGGUGGCGUGCGAGAGGGUGUGGUCGACAUGGACUUAGACGAGCUGAGUGUCUACGCCCGCGGCACCGACUAUGACAUGGACUUUACCCUCCUCGUGCCCGCGCUCAAGCUGCACGACCGCAACCAGCCGGUGACUUUGGACAUGCGCCACUCAGCCCUGUGCCACUCGUGGCUGAGCCUGCGCCUCUUCGACGAGGGCACCAUCAACAAGUGGAAGGACUGCUGCACCAUGGUAGACCACAUCAACGGCGCCACCAACUACUUCUUCUCACCCACGCUGGUGGCUGACUGGUUCUACGAGUCCAUCAGCGUGGUCCUGGUGGAGAUCCAGAAGAAGCCCCAGCGCGGCAUGCCCCGCGUGGAGAAGGUGGAGCGGAACGGCACMAUCAUCUCCGUCAUCCUGGGCGUGGGCAGCAGCCGYAUGCUCUAUGACAUCKUGCCUGUGGUCUCCUUCAAGGGAUGGCCRGCGGUGGCCCAGAGCUGGCUGAUGGAGAACCACUUCUGGGAYGGCAARAUCACAGAGGAGGAGGUGAUCAGCGGCUUCUACCUGGUGCCUGCCUGCUCCCACAAGGGCCGUAAGGAGAAUGAGUGGCGCCUGUCKUUYGCCCGCAGYGAAGUGCAGCUCAAGAAGUGCAUCUCGGCCARCCUGAUGCAGGCCUACCAGGCRUGCAAGGCCAUCAUUAUCAAGCUGCUGUCAAGGCCCAAGGCCAUCAGCCCCUACCACCUGCGCAGCAUGAUGCUGUGGGCCUGCGAUCGGCUCCCCGCCACCUACCUGUCCCAGGAAGACUUCUCAGCCCACUUCCUGCUGGGCCUCAUCGACGACCUACAGAACUGCCUGGUCAACAAGAUGUGCCCCAACUACUUCAUCCCACAGUGCAACAUGCUGGAGCACCUGUCGGAUGAGAAGGCCAUGCUCCACGCCCGCAAACUCAGCUCGGUGCGCUCCGACCCGGCCGAGCACCUGCGCACCACCAUUGAGCACGCCAAGGCGGCCAACCGACUGACCCUGGAACUGCAUUGGCGCGGCAGUGCCUCAAACCUGCCGUCGCCACAGUCGGACGCGGGCGGCGAGCACCAGCCGGAUGACCGCUUGGCUAAGAAGCUGCAGCAGCUGGUGACGGAGAACCCCGGAAAGUCCAUCUCGGUGUUCAUCAACCCCGAUGACGUGACGCGGCCGCACUUCCGCAUCGACGACAAGUUCUUCUGAGACUUCAAAAUAGAAAAAAGCUAUUCUUCUCCUCCCCCCACAUCACCCAUUCUCCCUUUGACUAGAUCGAUCGGUCGAGUCGUCAAAUUAGUCGGUUUCCCAAGUAACGGUCGCCACAGAGCAUUGUGAGGUGCUUUUGAGCAAUGGUGUCUUCCCAUUUUGUUUACCUGUCCCCACACCCCACCAACCCUACAGUGCCCGUGUCACCUUGAGAAGUCCUUUACAGGACUACAUGAAACAGGUGGAAGAAGAGGUACUGCGUCUUGCCUCGGAUGGUUAAGGAAUGUCUUAGUCCCUGUAGGGGAACUGAUGGUACUAACGCCAUAACUGUACAUAGAGAGAGUUGAGUGGAUAUGUGUGUGUGGACUUUGAUCUUAUUUUGCACAGAAUGUAGAGGCACACAGUUAUCAUGUUGGAAGUGCUAUGAAGUGAAGUCUGAAAUGUUGCUUAUCUUUUAGGAAGGCAAUUUCAAUGGUCUUUUUUUUCCUCCACUGGGCUAAAUGCUCUGAUUUAUACCUACUGGUUUAGAGCUGUUAUUCCAAUAAGCUGUAUCACAAUGACAAGUUCUUUCUAACUUUACAUUCUCUGUAGUCAUGUCCAUGUCCUAUGUGUAUAGUGAACAGUUCCAGACGUAUCCCGAAUAUGCCAAACACCUGCAGAUAUCUGACCGGCAAUGUGAUACACAUAUCUUCAUCCUCAAGUGCAAUUAGUAAACAAACAAACACACACACACCACACCAUACCAUACAUAAAUGUGCUAACACUCAUCAUACACACUCCUGAUCAGUGAAAUGGUGAAUUUAAUACGUAUAUGUGAUAUUCUAGAACUCUGGGACGUUGUCAUUUUGUUUGUCUUUGUUAUAUGGAACUCUGAACCAUU